Cadophora gregata is the source of this 1143-nucleotide messenger RNA. RefSeq lists its product as uncharacterized. The coding region runs from base 1 to 1143 and encodes 380 amino acids. Gene Ontology annotation, cellular component: nucleus; Ino80 complex. The record is from RefSeq and is a predicted model, not a curated record. The transcript has 3 exons. NCBI's taxonomy places the organism in Eukaryota, Fungi, Ascomycota, Leotiomycetes, Helotiales, Ploettnerulaceae. Gene Ontology annotation, biological process: chromatin remodeling.
AUGGACGCCAACAAAGACGAGACCUUGGUUGUGGACCAGGACACGAUUAUGGGUGAUGAUGGAGCUGCCACGGGGCAAAAUCCAGCAGACUCGAAGCCCACAUACAAAUCUUUCAAAAAGAAGUUCCGCAAGAUGAAGAUCAAGUUCGAUGAAGCUAUGCGCCGGAGCAAUGAUCUAUACCUCGAAGAGCAGCGUGCUCUCAAGACAGCCAAGCGCCUUGCGCAGGAGAACGAUCAAAUCAUGGAUCUCCUCCUCGACGUCAACAACUCUGCCCAAAUUCCAGUUGACAAACGCAUCGAUCUUACGCCAGAAGAAGGCAUCCUAUCCGAAAUCCCACCCCUCAUCACAGAAGAAGAGCUCGCGAACGCUGCUGAAUUACAAACACCAGAAGGCAUUGCACUCUACAAUGAGAUCCAAGUCCUUGUCAAAGAGCGGGACAUAACCCUUAAUAAUGCCUCCAAACCCCCCAAGUCCCUCGCAACACUCCUGAAGAACGUACCACACAUGAAGUUCGGCCACCCAGGAGUUCCGGAAGAUUCACUCGACCUUCUGAAAACUAGUGAAGGUCAUCCCGCACCCCUCGGAUACCUCACAGCAGACCAACUAGACGACUACAUCUACGACAUCGAUGCUCAACUCGGUACCGUCCCAACCCUUCCCCCUCCCUCACCAUCAGCAUCCCACCAAGACCUCGCCUUCGGCAACUACCACAGCCCAUACAACUGGCUCCGUCGCAACCAGCCACACAUCUUCCUUCAAGACGGAGAAGGCAGCGAGAAAUCCAAUGGCAAGCCCGGCGCCCUCCGUGGAGCAGGAAAGCGAGCCAGCAUCCCCGCACCCAGUAAACCCGACUCCCUUGAGAUCGUCGAGGAAGAUGGCCAAGGCUAUGAUUUCGCUUUGGGCGGAGGAACCACGACCAAAGGCAAGCGGAAGCGUGACGAUGAUGACAACUCAGGUGGAUACCACCCAUCGAAGGCAGUCAAGGCUACUGAGGACGGCGUGAGGAAGAAGAGACCGUAUAAUAGGAAGCCGAAACCUGUUGAUGGGGAGGCUCCUACGCCGCCUGUGAAGAAGGGCAAGGGAAGAGGGAAGGCUAAAUUGCCGACUCCGGAUCCGAAUGCUCAUCCCUUCGGUCCUAUUUGA